ACGAUUCUACGGGUGCCGACAUGUUUCCGAGCUGAAUUAGAACGCAAAAAACGCCCUGUAUACGCUCAAUUUACAAAAACAAACUUUCAAUGUUUGAUACUUUACAUAAAAUACAAGUGAUCGAUGCCUAACAUAUGGGUGGCAACAAAUGUAUACGAUAUCGUUGAAAUUUUGAGUGGCGUUAUUGGAUCUAUUUUCCGAGCAACUUCGCGCUUUCGAGAACUGAAAUCAUGACGGCACCCGUAGUCGCGUAUUUUGUUCAAUUUUAUGCCCAAGUGGUGCCUGCAGUUUUAGGCUUCAGUAACUUUGCGUAAAAUAAAUAAAAAACAAAGAAAUUCGACGUCUUUUUUGGAAUAAAACGUAUUGGUGGCAAUGGCAGAUGUAACGGAGGAAACAACAACAAUAGAUGCGAAUGCAUUACUGGAAGAGCCAAUAGCUGAAAAUGCAUCUGGUACUGUUGUCACUACUACAGAUGCCGAUAUUGUGUCAAAAGCUUUCACGAGUGUGGAGGAAGAUGGGACGGAGGUUCAGUACGUUACCAUGACUCCUGAGGAAGCUGCAGCAGCUGGUGUCACAAUGGAAGAAGAGGAACAGGUUGUAACCACUUCUCUUCAAUUUGACCCUGCCAACCCAUCAGUGUUAUACACUGCUGAUGGUACCUUGAUUAACCAAGCUGAUCUAAGUCCUGAAGAGCAAGCUCUUGUACAAGCAGCCCUUCAACAACAUCUUGCAGAGCAGGAGGCAGAACAGCAACUUGCUUUGAUAGAAGAGCCAAGUCAAGAAACCCAGCUUACUCUUCCCACUAUUAUUGGUUCUGAUACCACAAGUGCACCCACACAGAAUGGUGAUCCACUCACUAUGAGUGUGGCAGGUGCGGGUAAUACUUCUGUACAAUCUGUAACUGGAACAACCGCACCUCUUGCUACUAUAACACCUGCUACAACGGCAUCUAGUGGGAAAGGCAUCAACCUAGCCUCCCCACACACCAAUGCUUCACAAAUAGUUCAAACAUUAGCCGACAAUGUAAGAAGGCAACAGGAAUAUCUUAAAGCUCAACAUUUACUGAAACAAGCUGAAUUGACCAACAGGAAUUCCCAGCCACCAGAAGGAUACAGAUAUGAGGAGAAGAUAGUAAUACGACAAGGACAACCCCAAGUAGUGAAGCUGCCGGUUAAAGUUCAGAAGAAACCAGAGAUCCCGGCAGCCCUGGCAAACCUCAUGCCCAAGAUCGAGGUUGGCAAGGACGGAAGUCAGGUGAUUAGAAUCCACCAAUCACAGAUCAGUGCUGAACAGUUAAGAUCUUUGCAGGAAAACCCAAACGUCCGCCUUGUGUUCCGACCUGCAAAUGCCAACAAGAAUCGACCGCGUAACGGAGCACCUGUGGUUGCCGGAAAGAAGAGAGGAAGACCUCGUCGUGUUUAUGAUAAUGAUGGAAAUGAUCCCAAGGAUGCAGAUUAUGUGGAUGAGAGUCCUCCAUCGAAAACUAGGUAUGGCCGUACACCAAAACAGCCCUAUUAUUCAAAGGAUUAUACAACACCCAUAGAAAAUGAGGAUGGUACAGUUACUUACCCACGCCCUACACCGAAACCCAUAAUGGUGGGUAGAAGGGGAAGAACACCAGGUUCAUUAAACAAAAGCACCAUAGAGCGAGCAUAUAGAAGGUCCAACUCAUAUGCUCAUAAGAUAGAUGUGUUGCGUGAACAGGAACUGAUUCAAGAUGAAGACCUCACUAAUGCAAGGCUGGCUAUCACUCCACAAAAGCCAGUAUUGAGCAGUGUAGAGCAAGCGAUUUCUACAAGGAGGAAAAAUCGACUUCGUGAACUUUUAAGUGCUUGCUCCCAGGAUGAAAUAAUGGAGGUUGCUCUUCCACAUCUUGCUCGUGCUUUCUCACUAUGGGAGUUUCUUAUUAUGAAGGUGGAACAGAACAAGCAGAGCAGAGUUUACUUUGCUGAUGUAUACAAGGAAUAUGAGGCUUUGCACAGGUACGUCUCUCGCCUCACUGUCAAGUACAAGGAUUGUAUUCAACAGAAAGCUAUAGAGGGAACAAAAGAUGCAUUAGAAGAAACAGAGAAAAAGAACUUGGUGAAAGUUAAAUGUAAAAAGUUGGCUGAGUCUCUUGGUUUGGAAGCAGAUGAAUUAGAAGACACAUUUAUCAACUUAUUGGAUUCCACGCCUAUUAUUCCUACUGUGAGUGGCAAACAAGAGAUGGUUAUAUCAAAUAUUGGAGAACAGGCGCAGACACUCGAAGAUAGCACCACAAGCAAAGACAACCAAGAAACAACGACAGUCGAAUCGUCUUCGAAGUUGAUCCCAGUCACCACACAAGCUGCAGUGCAACCAGAGAUGCCCCCUCUUGCCCCCUUGACCGCGGAGAGCGACGAAAAAGAGCCAGCAGUCGAGGCAAGUAUGGACACCACUGACGCCCCAGAAGGAAUGCAAAUCGACGAAACAGAAACCGCCACAGGUGCUGCUGCAGAUGGUGAGACUCCUAGCGAGGAUGGUGCUGGUGGCACGCAGAUCAUUCAGAUUGGAACCGGCGACGAUAAACAGUUUAUAGAAGUUCCUGAAGGCUACACACUCAUACAGACACCCGAGGGCCUCGUCAUGUCACAGCCGGGCACGACUUUAUCGCAAGCAGAGGACGGCACGAUAUACGUCACCCAGGAGGAUGGGACCACAGCUCCACUCGACUCCCAGCAUUCUAUUCCAUUAGAAGCUGCUGAUGCUGUGGACACUACAAGCCCUGAUGCUAUUACCACUGAAGCUCAGUAACUUGGUGGAUAUCAAAUUCUACACGAAGGAGAAAGCCGUUUGCCUCAUGCCCAACGUUGACCUUGAAAUUCACAAUUGAUUUUCAUUUCAAAAUCCUUUGUGUGUUCUUCAUCUAUAUUUAGUGGACACCUUGUUGUAUUAACAACAUAUGCUCUUGUUUAACCUCGCUUUAAGGCGUCAGUGAAUAACUCCUUACAUUUAACAUUAGAAGGUCAUAUCGUAUCGAUUUAACGACCGUAGUUAAGUUACCCAGAAAUUUAAUUCCUUAUGUUACCAGCUCUAUGAAUUUAAGAGAUAUUUUAUAAACACCCAGCCCACGUGGUUACUUUACAAAAUCUUUACCACGUGUUUUCAAUUACCGCCAACCUUAACAAUCGUACAAGGUGCGUAACUUAUCAUUGCUUAUCACCAGAUUUACAAUCCUUCUAUACAACAAAUCACUCCUAAACUUUUCGUUUAGUUGUUUUUAUAUAAGAGGCUGAGUUUGCGACGAACAGUUUUCUUGUCAGUUGACAUAACGCGUUCCUUUUCAUUCAAAUUGUGUUUAAAUUGUUACGAAUUUUAAAUACAGCCAUGUACAUACGGAGAA
Ciona intestinalis (vase tunicate) is the source of this 3361-nucleotide messenger RNA. Lineage: Eukaryota; Metazoa; Chordata; Ascidiacea; Phlebobranchia; Cionidae. The record is from RefSeq and is a predicted model, not a curated record.